UUGAAAUAGACUACCGGUACUUACAGCAUUGUAUAGCAAUCCUGCUUUGUACAUACAGCUGCUUUACUCUUCAUUGAAUGCACUGUAGUGAGGCUGCUCUGUCAUUAAACAUAAACUGAUCCUCAUCUUUAAGUACACUGGAAGCUGCAAAUUAUCUCAAGAUCACUUCAAAGGUCUCAUCAAGCAGAAGGUGACGUUAGGAGAUGAUUUAAAGGUGAAAAUGACAAGGUUUCCACCCCUCAAACCUUAGCCACUUUUCUGACAACACAGUCUGAGAGCUCUGAUGUCUUCUUUACUCUGGGAAUAGGAUUGGUAACGAAAAAGAACAUUUUUUUUUAAUCCUGAUAAAGAAGAUUAUUGGGAAGCUAUUUAAAAUUCCUUAUUGUGGUACAGAUGGAUUUUAAAAAGUGUUAGAUCUUUCCAAUGAACACUAAUAGAGUACUCUGCUCUUGGCUGGAUUACUCAGAGAAUGGCAAUGGUCUCUGCAAUGUCUUGGGUCCUGUAUUUGUGGAUAAGUGCAUGUGCAAUGCUGCUCUGUCAGGGGUCUCUUCAUCACACUUUCCAGCAGCAUCACCUGCACAGACCAGAAGGAGGAGCGUGUGAAGUUAUAGCAGCACACAGAUGCUGUAAUAAGAAUCGAAUUGAGGAAAGAUCACAAACAGUAAAAUGCUCCUGCCUCCCUGGGAAAGUGGCCGGGACAACACGAAACAGACCUUCCUGUGUCGACGCUUCUAUAGUGAUUGGGAAAUGGUGGUGUGAAAUGGAGCCCUGCCUAGAGGGAGAAGAAUGCAAGACAUUACCUGAUAAUUCUGGAUGGAUGUGUGCAACUGGCAAUAAAAUCAAGACCACCAGAAUUCACCCAAGAACCUAAUAGCAUCUCCUGGAUGAGAAAACCACUGAUUUACAGAGGACAACAUAUUAAAAAUUUAAACCAUCUCAAGCAUUUACAAGCCAAAUGGAUUUCUUAUUUGCACUUUGACUGUUGACCAGAUAAUAACAGUGGCUUUAUUGUGUGAAAUUAAAAUAUUCUAUGGAAAUAAUGCCCCAGAUUUUUGACAACAGAAAAGAAAAAUGAAGAAAAAUGGUUCUUUGGUAAAGUUUUCGUGAUUAUGAAGUUUGAACAAUAGUCUUAUACGUUUGGAUCUACAAUUUACUUUAUACCAUUUAAAAGUAUAGAUAUAAAUAUAUAUGAUAUUUUGAAAUAAAGCCUCACUCUUCAAGAAAUUAAAUAGUACCACACUGCUGUAAUACUUUUUUUUUAAUGAUCUGGAAUACACCUACCAGUUUCAGAGCAGUCAAAAGGGAGAGCAAACCCGCUGCAGCAACCAGGACACCUGGAGCUAUAAGAAUCAUGAAGAUAUUGUGUCAAGAGCUUCCUUUUUCUUUCAACAGAGUAUUGGAGAGAAUUACAUUAUUCCAUUUUCUUGUGUUCUGGAGGCUUUUUCCCCUUGUGCAAUACUAGCAUGCUGGCUUUACUUACAUAACUGUACUUUAUACUUAACAAUGAUGAGUCUAUCCUUUUCCAGGAAUAUAUUUUUAGAGCUAUUAGAUAUUCCAUGAAGAAGAGAAGGACAACUCUUGAAUAAAAUACAGUAUGUAUUAAGAGUUUAUUUGGCAGAAUUUGGUAGACUGCGGGCUGCCUUCUUAUUAAAGGUGUACGUACAAACAACAUCUUCAGACUUUGUAGAGCUGGCAUAGACUCCAGUGAAAAUGUGAUUGCUAACUCCAAAGUUUUGCAAUGUUUACUCAAGAAUACAAAAACUGAUUUUGUUUCUUAAUGUUUGAUUAAGAUGAGUUGGGAUUUGCAUAAGGUUUGAUUCUUGCUAGUAUGUCUGGGUUGCUGCUGUCUUAGUCCUUCCUAUAGACAAACUUGCACUGUUUAAUUAAACUGGUUUACUUAAACCGAUGAAACCCCUCAUCUGGACCCUCUUAUUUCAGUUUGAGUGGCUUAUUUUGGUUUAGCUUAAACCUAAUUGACUGAAGCUCAACUGAUAUAGGACACUCUUGAAACAAAAUAAGAGUUACCAUGCAGGGGUUUGUGCCAGUUUAACAAAAUCAGUUUAAAUUAACACCUUCAAUUAAAGUAGUCCCUUUAGUGGGAGUACUCAUGCGAAAAAGUGCUUGCCAACGUGCAUGAAGGCUACACAGUCUAGCCUUGGGUAUCUGUAAAUUGAAGAGGUGUAUGGAAGUGAAGAAGGUAUUUUAUCCAGUCCCACUUUCUCUUCUUUAAUAUUUUCAGUUUCCUUUCACCCUAGUUACCUGUGUCUCACAAGACCGCCUUCAUGCAAACUAAUCAGUUUUAAUCCAGUGUAGAGUAACAUCUGAGCUCGCUGACCCAAAGUCAGUCAAAAUUAUCCCAGCUUUCUUCCUCCUAUAGGGCAACCACUUCAGCACCUGAUAUUUCAGGAGGUAGAAAUUUGUCACUGUAAUUACAGUGUAUGUUAAAGCAGCAGCGCCAAGUGUCACACCAGACUCCACAUGGACCUUAUAUGCUGGUAACUGGAGUAUUGAGCCUCAAAAUAAAAAUGGAUAUAUUGCUUUGUAAGAAGUAAUUUACCACUCUCCCCUUAGAUAUUUGGCCGGUUUCUGUAAGAUCAAAACAUGCCUGAACAUCUUUUUUCUCGUGUGUAUUUUGAGAUCAGAAUCAGGCCAUAAAAGUUAAUGCUGGUUUCUUUCAACAGUCUUCCUCCCCUUCCCCACCUGCCCAUUUUACUUUUAGUCCAGCAAAUACCUUUCCCCGUCACUCUUGUCAAUAGCUCUUAGGGCUGAGUCCCGAGAUCCUUGCUCAAUCAAACUCCUAUUGAAAUCAAAGAGAAUUUGUCAUCAUAAGGCCUGAGGUCUUGUCUACAUGGGGGGACAAAUUAACUAACAGUGUGAAUUAAAAGUGGGUUGGUUAAACUGAAUUAAACCCCAGUGUGGAUACUCUCAUUCAGAAUUAAAGUGGCCUUAGUCUGAUCUAAUUUAAUUCACUUUGAAACUGAAUUAAAGUAAACUGUAUUAGGCCACUUUAAUUCUGAAUGAGAGUAUCCAUACAGGGAGGUAAUGCAGUUUAAUUAAUCCUCUUUUAAUUCACACAUUUUGUUAAUUGAGGCUAACUUUCCUGAGUGUUCCUAUGUAGACAAGCCCACGGGUAAACACCAAGCAAAGACAUCUGGAUUUGGCCCGAAGGAGGACAUCCACUCUCCACUUCCAUGUCCCUGGAGAUUCCCCUGGGUAGUAGAACAGAUGUGGCUCAGCUAUGCAUGGGAGAGUCUAGAUAGCGGCAUGAGUGUCUUGCCCCAGAUUUGCUCCCAUUGCACAGCACAUAGACCAUCGGGGCUGGGAGUUCUUGUGUGGCAGUGCCCAGUGGUCAGGGAGCCUGGGCAGGUCCAGUAAUCUUCUGGUCCUCUGCCUGUCUGGGCUGCAGAGAUCUAGAUCAGCCAAUAAAAUGAAGUAGCCUAGUAGAAUGGCUCUGUGGAUGCUCCAGGCCGUGGCUGAGAAUUUCUUCCCCCCCUCUCCCAUUCUCUUUGCAGAGAGUCCCACCUCACAAUCACACCUCCAGGCUGGGUGGUGGGUCCCUGGGUUUAGCCCUCAGGAAAUCAACUGGUAAGAGUGCUGCCAUGAGCUGAAUGCAUAGGCCUAAUUCUGGUCUCAGCUACAAUAGUGUAAGUGAAGAGCAACACCACUGAAGUAAAGCAUCAUCACUAUUUAUUUGUACUAUGGUAGCACCUUAAAGCUCCCAGCUGAGAUCUUUAUGCUAGGCAUUAUACACCCACAUGAUAAGAUUCAGUCCCUGCUCCCAGAGAACUUCCGAUCCAAGUGGAAGAGGCAGACAAAAUGUGGGAGACAGAGAAAGCCCUAUUUUGCACAUGACAAACUGAGGCAGAGAGCAAUUAAAUCUGUCCAAGUUCACACAUCAGUUGGAAAGACAGGACUCAGAACUCCUUAGUCUUAGAGUAGUGCCUUAACAACAAGACAUCUUUUUCGCAGCUGUAACUCAGAUUAGAAUCUGACCCCUUUAGCUUGUCUCCAAAACCCAGGGUCCAAGAGUGAGAUACUUGCCAUGUUUUGUCUCACGUGACCUGAACUCUGAUUGAUCACGUAAAGGUAAUUGUAAUGCUUGGGUCGGAGGUGGAUUACCAUUUUGUGAGGCCCUGGGCCAGAGCAAGUAGGGGCCCCUCCCAACCUCUUCCGCCUCCAGUUGCUCCCCCCCCCCACCAGCACUCCUGCCGGGGAGCAGGGUUGGAGCACGGGGGUAGAGUGGAGCCAGCCCCCACACCCAGAUCCUGUUCCCCAGCAGGAGUUGGCCGGGGGCCCUGAGCACAGGCUCUGUUGGCCUAGUGGCUAAUCUGCCACUGGCUUGGGUCAGCAAAAUUUUGCUUACUUAAGGAUGAAAUUAGUAAGUCUGCUAAAAUUAUAGAGAAGGAAAUAUUGUUUAUAAGAAGCAAAGUUUCUUGGGCAUGCUCAUGAUUUUGUCUUUGCCAGUCAGCAGUAUCAAAUAUCACUCCACCAAAUUCAUUAAACAUUUGCAAUUCUUUGAAGUUACUGCAAACUCUGCAUAUCACAUGCAGUAUUGAGAAAUUUCUGUUUCAGUUAAACGAUUAGGAAAAAAAUGAGACCAUGACCAUAAGUUCAUAACAGCCAUAAUGGGUCAGACCAAAGGUCCAAAAUAAUAACUAACAAAAUGCAAAGUCAAAUUAGGAUGCAGGCAACCUUCAUUUUUUCAAUGUACCCUCCUGAACAAAAUAUUCCUACCAGCCUAGUGGCACAAUGAUUGCAUUUUCAGUGAUAUACAGGACAAAGCCUUGUAUAUUGGAAAAGUCUUAGAGUUCCUUUCUUCCUUGGCUGAUGGAAUAUUGGUUUUUUGAGGGCAUGGUUCUCUGGAUCCUCAUGAGAGGACAUGAGUCAUGCCAUUCUUUGCACAUCCAUAAAGGAGUAUUGACAUCAUCCUAAGAGGAAGCUAAAGUUCCUGCUUUCUGGCAUAAGUACAAAUACAGUGAUGCCAGUGGGAGGGAAAUUAAAUAUUUGUAAAUGUACUGGAGAUAAAUUUUGACUUGUGUCAGCGUUUCUUCUUCAGAUAUGUGAAACAUGAAGCUGUUGUUUAAAUCUAAUGUGUAGAAGUUGGAAAAACAUUUAAAAUAUGGUUGCUACCAUAUGCCUAUUGAUUCAGAUAAUUUAAAUGAUGUACUUUUUAUCCAAAAUCUCUGGUAAUAAAGAGCUCAGUGUGGUAUGA
Molecule: messenger RNA, 5212 nt
Organism: Dermochelys coriacea (leatherback sea turtle)
Lineage: Eukaryota; Metazoa; Chordata; Testudines; Dermochelyidae
Gene: TAFA1
Product: TAFA chemokine like family member 1
Exons: 5
Coding region: 470-871 (133 amino acids)
Biological process (GO): neuroblast differentiation; regulation of neuroblast proliferation
Molecular function (GO): receptor ligand activity
Source: RefSeq, a predicted model, not a curated record